CAGCUGGAGAUCGCUGGCUGGUUCAAGCUGGACCCGCCGAUCAUAACGACGCCGUGACCUAUGCACCCAUCCAUUUACCUCGGUUGGACGAACACAAUGUGAUCGACUUCACAAAUGAAGGCGAUACCAAGUACAUUAUCACCGAACGUUUACAUAAUUCGCAACAAGCAAAACCUCAUCUAGUUUUGGGCAUUCAAAUUCUUAAUCCGAUACACAACGAGAGUACCGAGCAGAUUUCGAUAUACGACGGACAGAGUUUGUCGAGCCAAAUUCGUGUCUGGGACUUGCGAAAGGACUUGAUGAGCUUCCCAACGAUGAGUAAAACGCAUGGAAUUUUGCUGAGAUACGAAAGCGGUUCCAAUGCAAUGGGAAACGUUAUCAUCAUCAUAACAUCUACCACCGGAAAAUAUGACAUAAGACAGAAUCGAGCUAUUUACUUCGACUCGUUCCCAACCUUAUUGGUCACUGGCACACAUAUUAAAGAAAAUGGAUUCGGUAUUUGGAACUCCUACUACAAUAGCUAUCAGUCUGAAUUUGGUGACCAUUAUCUUCGUAAGAGUAACGAAACUCUGUGCAUCGUCGACUGUGACAUUUCGUACAAUCAGCAUGAGGUGCUUCUAGUCCAAUCGAAUAGUCUGAUCCUGGAUAAGUCUAAUAUGUCAGAAACAACUAUUAUUAUUAAUGGCACCACAAUAUCUAAAAAUGGUCGUGGACUUCGUCACUUCAGCAGGGAUCUGCGUAAUUCCAAUAAUCUGUUCCAUUGGUACAUGUACAAAAAUGUGAUCGAUCGAAAUGCUGGCGGUGGCUUCGAGGUGACUUUGCCUUACGUAUGGUCGUACAACGAAAAUUACACUCACUCUGUGGUGCUAGAAAAUAAUACUUGGAGCUUCAACGACGAUAUGGCUUUCAUUUUAGACGGCCAUUAUGCCCAGCUGAACAUGUCAGGCAACAUAUUCCAGAAUAAUACGUGCAAACACGGCCUAAUAUCCAUUCGUGGCAUGGAAAAAUCUAUGCGCAUUACCAGAAAUGUGAUAACGAAUAACCGAGGAGUUUACAUGGUCGAAUUCAAGGCAAACAGUCAGUCUGAGAUUCGAGGCGAACUGAAGGCUGUGUUCUUCGAAAAUACGUUGAAGAAAAACAUUCCACCCUCUCCCGAGACUCCAACCAGUUUAAUCGUUUUCGAUGGCAUUCAGAGGGUACGAAUUCGACGUAACUUGAUGUCGAAUAAUGGGCUAGCAUAUGCGUUGGUUGCUGGUGUGAAAACGGCUCGCAUAGACAGUAAAUUAGACAUUUCGGAGAACUGGUGGGGUACCAUUGACUAUGCGAAAAUCAAACGGCAGAUUUUUGAUUUCAACGACUGGAACGACCAUGCGUGGCCAUAUUUAGGCCUUAUUUGA
This is a messenger RNA of Ilex paraguariensis (yerba mate), 1397 nucleotides long. NCBI's taxonomy places the organism in Eukaryota, Viridiplantae, Streptophyta, Magnoliopsida, Aquifoliales, Aquifoliaceae. The record is from the annotation of a GenBank genome assembly.